Messenger RNA from Tetrapisispora phaffii CBS 4417, 2139 nucleotides. RefSeq names its product Tip20p (gene TIP20). The transcript has a single exon. NCBI's taxonomy places the organism in Eukaryota, Fungi, Ascomycota, Saccharomycetes, Saccharomycetales, Saccharomycetaceae. The record is from RefSeq and is a predicted model, not a curated record. Gene Ontology annotation, biological process: retrograde vesicle-mediated transport, Golgi to endoplasmic reticulum; endoplasmic reticulum to Golgi vesicle-mediated transport. The coding region runs from base 1 to 2139 and encodes 712 amino acids. Gene Ontology annotation, cellular component: Dsl1/NZR complex.
AUGCUUAGAGAUAUUAAUGAUAUAUUAGAUAUUACCUCAAAGAUUGAGGAAGUUAAUAGAGAGAGAGAUGAAUUGGCUUCCAAAAUUCAGAAGAUAAAUGCUACUUCUGAAUUAGCAUUACGGGAAUCCACACAUAGAGACAAAAUUGUUACUGAGGCCACAAAAGAUAUAUUAAAUAAUGCUAAAUCAUUAGAUAGUGUUAUUGAACUUAAAGAUAAAUAUGGUGAUCUUUCCAUUUUGAAUAAUCUGCAAGAACAUUUCAAGAAACAGAAAAAAAUAGAUUUAGCAUUGAAGGAUUUAGAGAACGUGGAAUCUGAUAUAAACUCAUUAUUUUUAGAUUCAAUUAUUAAUACUAAUUAUGAGGUGGUCAAAGAAAUAGCAGAUAAACUAAAUGUGUUUGUAAGUGAAUAUUUAAAUCUUGAUUCCAAAAUAUCAACAUUUUUGCAAUCGUUAAUUAAAAAAUUUAAUGAAGAAUUUUUGGAAAAUUACAUUAGUGUUAUUUCUGAGGAUUUUGAAAAAGAAUUGUUAGAGGCAAAAUGGGAUAAGAUUGAUUACAUGCUAAGGAUUGAUGAUAAUGUACUAAAAUUACGAGCUUUAUCCACGAAUAUCUAUAAAUUUUCACAAUGCUACAUUAUAUGCAAUGAGAAUGAUAACAAUAAGUUACAAAAAUUUAGAUUUAGAAAUUUUAAAUCGAUUGCUAAUAACUUCAAGAUUAGAUUUAUGUUUCAUUUCCAUGAAACAAAUUUAAACAAUAAAAAAUUUAAGUUACAAAUAUAUUUUCAAUUUUUGAAUUCAUAUUUAUCUGAGAAUUUGUACAAAUGCAUUAACAUUUUUCAUGAUCAUAGAAAUGCAAUCUCUGAAAGUUUAGUUCAUGAGCAAUUUAUCGACCACAUCUUAGAACCUAUAAGAACUAAAAUUAAGUUCAUAUUAAUGAAUAAAAAAAAGGAAAAUGAUAUUAAAACAUUACUUAUUUUAAUAUCUGAAAUUCUAACAACAGAUAAAAAUUUAACUAAAAGUUAUAAAUACCAAGGGAAUUCAUUAAUUAAUUUAAUACCAUCGGAUAUAUGGGAUUUGUGGGUUAGUUAUCACAUUGAAGUUUCAACAAAACAGGUUGAUUCUCUUUUCAAUGUCAAUAAUCCUAAUGCGAAUUCAAACGAAGAUCAAUUAACAAACUCAUCUAAAGACUUUAUUAAGCUAUUUAAUAAAUUUUUUUUGAAUUUAGAAGCAUUUUUUGAACUAUCUUUGAUCUCGAUACAUGAAGAAUAUAAAUUGAUUUUAUUCUCUAAAAUAUUUUUAAAUUUGAUUAAUAAGUAUUUGAGUUUUGUAUUGGAGAUAAACAUUUUGAAGGAUGGUAAUAAACAUUCAAAACAAGAGGAACUGUUACAAACUUUGAUAAAAUUGGAAAAUUUGUCAAUAGUUAAUAAAAUGCUUAUAGAAUAUUCUAAUAAUUUAAUAUUCAUUCAAUUAACUGAUCUAGUGAACAAACAAAAUAAGUCAAAUUCUCAAAAAAUAAAUUCAAUUUUUGAAAAUGUUAUUAAUGAGUAUGAAACGAAUAUCAAUCAUGAUAUUAAAGAUUCAAUUAUUUACAGAAUCCAAAAAUUAUUGAAAGAAUCAUUAUUGAAGUAUUUUAAGAUCUCUUCAAAAACAUGGAGCACUAUCUCAGAUAAUUCAGAUAAUGCUAAUAAAAAUAUGCAUAUUAGCAGUGAACUAUCAAAUACGGUUAAAUUAAUGACCAAUAUAAAUACUCAAUUGAAAAAUUUAGAUAUUGAUCAAAGCCUUAAAUUUUCUAUUGGAAAUGAAAUUCUAAAUAUCACAGUAAAAUAUUUCACAGAAAAUAUCUUAAAAUUAAAUAUUUUCAACAGACAAGGGUUAAUGCAAGUUAAACAUGAUUAUGAAUCUGUGGUUAUGUCUUUAGAUAUACUAAACGACGAUUACAUUAAUUUUAAUCAUAAAAUAAUGUUGGAAUCGUUAGCCAUUUUAAAUCUAAAAUAUGAUUUCAAUGCUCAAGAAUUUACAUUGAAGGAAUAUGCUAAGGGUAAUCAAUUUACAGAUCUGAAGGAUUACUUAUCAAUCAAAUACAUGAAUGAUUCGGAAAUUCAAGAAACAUUAUUCAGAAUAGUAUACGGCAACAUAGUUUAG